AUGGUUUCACUUCUUCCUUGGAUCGUUCUGGCGUUCGCUGCUGUGCUUUCUCCAGCAGGUAUGUGGCCGGUCCAGAGCGUCUGCUCCUGUUCCCAGGGCCAGAUCCAACAGCGCAAUGACCGCAGAGACCCCAUUUCUCCGUUGGCAAAGUGUUUCGAGGAGAAGCCCCCGCACUGUUCCAACCACGCAUUCAAGAUCAAAUCAAAUAAUGGAAAUAGGAAACGGUGCUUCAAACCUGAAGCUCCACAGAUCCGCGCAUUUAUCAAAGCUGGGGGAGUGUGUCGUCCGUCGGUGACGUCUGUUUAA
Knipowitschia caucasica is the source of this 306-nucleotide messenger RNA. The record is from the annotation of a GenBank genome assembly. Lineage: Eukaryota; Metazoa; Chordata; Actinopteri; Gobiiformes; Gobiidae.